Molecule: messenger RNA, 273 nt
Organism: Emiliania huxleyi CCMP1516
Lineage: Eukaryota; Haptophyta; Isochrysidales; Noelaerhabdaceae
Exons: 1
Source: RefSeq, a predicted model, not a curated record
CCUCCUCCACGACUGCCAUGCCCCUCCUCCACGACUGCCAUGCCCCUCCUCCACGACUGCCAUGCCCCUCCUCCACGACUGCCAUGCCCCUCCUCCACGACUGCCAUGCCCCUCCUCCACGACUGCCAUGCCCCUCCUCCACGACUGCCAUGCCCCUCUUCCACGACUGCCAUGCCCCUCCUCCACGACUGCCAUGCCCCUCCUCCACGACUGCCAUGCCCCUCCUCCACGACUGCCAUGCCCCUCCUCCACGACUGCCAUGCCCCUCCUCCA